Racocetra persica is the source of this 533-nucleotide messenger RNA. NCBI's taxonomy places the organism in Eukaryota, Fungi, Glomeromycota, Glomeromycetes, Diversisporales, Gigasporaceae. The record is from the annotation of a GenBank genome assembly.
GUAACUUACAUCUGGUACAUGAAAGAAUCUCAUUAAUAUUAGAAAAUCAGUAUAAUGAGAUAAAAGCAAUGGUUGCAAAAGAUAAAACUCAGGUUUCUCAUGAACAAAAUAUCCUAUUUUAUGCUGAAUUAAUUACUAAGAUAUCAUCAUAUGCUUUAAAGAAGGAGCAUGAACAAUUUGAUAAAGUUUUACAUGCAUUCCCUGUUAACCCUCUUGAAUCAUACACUAGUAUUUUCACUAUGACUAUGGGUCUUCUAUACGCACAUACUAUUCAGGAAUGUCUUGGAUACAGAAAGCUCAUCAUCACAACUACUGCAAGAAUCCAUCAACGAUAUGUUUCUUUGUUAUCUUCUCAACAACAUACAAGAGGAUGGCCUGUUGGUUCAGAAAAUAAAGCUCAAUCUUUGACUAAAAGAAAUCUAUCAACAUUUGAGUCAGAGAAAGCUAGAAUGAAUAGAAGAAAAUGUGGUGUAUGCAAGAAAGUUGGCUAUAAUAGUAGAAUCUGUCCUGACCGUGUAGUAGAUAUGUAUUAA